UUGUGAUGUGAAAAAGCAUUUUCUGGGCCUACCGAUUUACGUACAUACAUAGUGAUUGGCAACUCUAUUUACGCAUGCUAUGUUUUCUUCGAACAGUGAAACAUCCACUGAGCCAUAAUUAAUUGUGAUAAUGGAAGGAUGUACCUUGAACGCGGCCCAUGCCGCGGAACGAAGGGCCGAGGCGUUAGUCCACGAGAGGAGGUUUGAGGAGGCCGCGAGGUGUCACGAACAAGCUGCCCAGCUAUUUUCUGAAAUCCAUAUAAAGAUACAAAUGCCUAACCUUGACAACGUACGGAGUUUCGACGUUGAGGAAUCUACCCGAAAUUCGGACCACUUGACAAGGUCAUCUCAAUUACACACUGCUGUCGAAUCCAUCCAGCUGCAACGAGAUUACCAUCGCAAACAGGCAGCAUUUGUUAGAAUGAAGCAGGUUCAAUACGAAGAGUACAAAUCAGCAUUGGAAACGCACGAAAAAGAGAUGCUUUCUAAGCAGAUUGUGAAGCAAUCCGCAAAACCGAGUACCAAGAACUUUGUCACUGUCGACAAAGAUGAGAAGUUUCUUCAUCAAGCUAUCGAUAGAGCAAUGGAUGAACAAGACAGUUUGAUAGAUCUAAUAUUGACACCGCAGAAUGACACCAUACCAGUAAAACGUCCGAAAGAUCCAGCUGUUGUGCUGGAAGAACUCCGAACAGUUAACGGCCAGUUGCGGUUAUUAAUUGGAACGCUAUUGAACCAGCUCGAUUCUAGUCAACAACAGAUUAAAGUACUCACUGAACAAUUGAGAGCAGCGACAGCCCCUGACAAGGAGUCCGACAACUCAAACAAUGAAGAUAGUUCAAUAAGUCUUUCCCCAUUGCCACCACUUGCCCCGCUGGAAAUGCCAUGUUUUGACUUUGCCACUCCGUAAUUGGGAAAAUAUUGCACCUUGGAUGUGCUUCAUAUUUAUCUCAUUAAAAUCAGUCAAAGUUUUUAUCGCGGUAAAAACAAGACUUAUGUAAGAGCAGACCAUUAUCAAGUGAUAAUCUCAUAAUAGUAUUAAAUAUUUAGGUAACAUAUGUA
This is a messenger RNA of Diprion similis, 1059 nucleotides long. RefSeq lists its product as uncharacterized. The coding region runs from base 131 to 907 and encodes 258 amino acids. Lineage: Eukaryota; Metazoa; Arthropoda; Insecta; Hymenoptera; Diprionidae. Gene Ontology annotation, biological process: autophagy. The record is from RefSeq and is a predicted model, not a curated record. The transcript is spliced from 3 exons.